GCACAAAGGAGAAGUAGAGCUCUGGAGAGGGAGAUGCGUGCAGGGAAAACGUGUGUGAAGCUGUCCAAGGGAAAUACUGAGGAAAGGGAGAGAGAAGUAGACACUUGAGUGACUCAGUCAGUCAGUAAGGAAGAGAGAGAGAGAGAGAGAGAGGCCCCCCCUUUCUCUCUCAGAACCCCCCCGGACAGGAAACAGACCCUGAGGACAAACUGUCUGUGAGACACUCACAUUGUGACACACAGACGGAGAGCGGCAGUGCUCCUGUGAACACGCCUGCUGCUUUGUGGUGAGGACCUUGCGAGAGGUGGAAAAACUUAUGACAGCUUUGUUACUACAGAACUGAAGAGGACACAAACAAAAAAACUGAGUUUUGACAAACAGAUUUCUCCGUUUGCCAUUGGAGACAUCUCUCUAACGGACCUAAAUGUGGAUACGCCAUCGUUUCUUUUGUAGACUAAGCAGCGCGUGGUAAUUGAGGACUUGUGGAGCGAAAAGGAGACACAAACCAAAGCCUGCAACUUGUGGGGUGCAGCCUGGUGGAGAGACAGGGCAGGGGGAGGGGAGGACACUCCGGCCUGAAUCUCUCAUGUCCUUUGGAAGGGGUCUUUUCAUUAAGAGGUAACCCCCCACCCUCAAGAUGGCUACAUCGAGAAAGAGAAGGGCUCAUGUUGGCCAUGUGCAGCCGUCCUAACAUUGACAGACGUGUUGGAAAGAAACCUUUGUACCCGGGGCCUGAAUUGUCAGAUGACAGAGUGUCUUUCGAUGCGUCCUGGUGUAGGACUGUUCUGUGCUUUACUCUCCACUCAUGGUGAAUUCAUUGAGCAGGGCAGCCCUUUUUGUUAUAUAGCUAUAACAUAACAAACACCCAUCAUCCUCUCAGGCUCUCAGAAUGUACAGCAAUACAAACCACACCUGUGACAAGAACGAUGGUUUCAAGUACCCGUUGUACAGUACCAUCUUCAGCAUUGUGUUUGUGGUGGGACUGAUCACCAAUAUCGUGGCCAUGUACAUAUUUGUCUGCUCCCUGAAGCUGAGGAACGAGACCACGACCUACAUGAUGAACCUGGUGGUGUCUGACCUGCUGUUUGUCUGCACGCUGCCCCUGAGGGUCUUCUACUUCAUCAACCAGAACUGGCCUUUUGGAAGCAUGCUGUGCAAGGUCUCCGUCUCGCUCUUCUACACCAACAUGUACGGCAGCAUGCUGUUUCUCACCUGCAUCAGCGUGGAUCGCUUUCUAGCCAUUGUGCACCCUUUUCGCUCGAGGGCGCUCAGGACCAAGCGCAAUGCUAAGAUGGUGUGUGUUGCUGUGUGGGUGUUGGUGCUGUCUGGGAGUCUCCCCACAGGCUUCCUGUUGGAUUCCACCUCACAGGAGAACAGCACGACCAACGCCACUUUCUGCUUUGAGAACUUCUCCUCCAAGCAGUGGAAAGCACACCUGUCCAAGGUGGUGAUCUUCAUAGAGACAGUGGGCUUCAUCAUCCCGCUUCUGCUCAACGUCUGUUGCUCCAUCAUGGUGCUGCACACCCUGCGUCGCCCCCAAACCAUCAGCCGUGGCGGGAAGCUGAACAAAACCAAGAUCCUGCGCAUGAUACUUGUGCACCUCUUUAUUUUUUGUUUUUGCUUUAUCCCCUACAAUGUAAACUUGGUUUUCUAUGCUCUGGUUCGCACUAACACGUUAACAGGCUGCUCUGCGGAGUCGGUGGUCCGGACGAUCUACCCGAUAGCCCUCUGCAUCGCUGUGUCCAACUGCUGCUUUGAUCCCAUUGUUUACUAUUUCACUUCGGAGACCAUCCAGAACUCCUUCAAGAGGAAGUCUCAAGUCAGCCGUACCUAUGACGCCAAGUUCUCAGAGGCCCUGCAGUCAGAAACCAGCUCCAACUUGCAGUGCAGCCUGAGGACUCUCAAGGCUAAAGUCUUUCACGGUGAGUCUUCAGUGUAAGUCUGGGGUUGCUUCAGUCAGCAUGAAAGGUGUUAAAUCCCCCCCCCCCCCCCAUAGAAAAACAAACCUCUUUCAGACAAUGGGAAUUUGGGCUUUCAUGGAUUGAAGCACCCGCCAAAGAGGUCUUCUCUGUCUUCAUCUCAGGACAAAUGUUUGGACUUGUCUUCGACAGCCUCUGCUCUGCAGUGUUACUGCUACAUUGACCCUUUGUUCCCAUCUGUGGAUGUCUUAUUACUACUAACUAAUUUCCCUUUCCUGUGGAAUAUUUUGUAAUUGUGUUAGGCACAAUUACUCUGAAAUGAACCUGGAGGGAGAUGUGAUCACUGACCAGCAGGACAGUGGGGAUGUUGAAUGUGUGCCUGUAUAUUUGUACAUUUCAGUGGUAAGUUGAGGUGCUUACUUUAGAAUGGUAUCUAUUAAAUUAACAUAAAGUUAUAUCAAGCAAUAGAUUGUACAGGGCUUCUUUUUUAAAUUUUAAAUUACAAAUAGGUCACAGAAGUGCCUUUUGGUUCUGGCACCAAUCCAUUGUCCACUCAAUGUCUUUAUUGUCUGUUAAAUGCACUGACACAGAAUUCCACUGCACUCAAGCUACAGUAAAUGAAUAAAAGUCAUGUACUGUUUAAAA
Molecule: messenger RNA, 2564 nt
Organism: Etheostoma spectabile (orangethroat darter)
Lineage: Eukaryota; Metazoa; Chordata; Actinopteri; Perciformes; Percidae
Gene: lpar6a
Product: lysophosphatidic acid receptor 6a
Exons: 1
Coding region: 890-1939 (349 amino acids)
Biological process (GO): positive regulation of Rho protein signal transduction; phospholipase C-activating G protein-coupled receptor signaling pathway
Cellular component (GO): plasma membrane
Molecular function (GO): lysophosphatidic acid receptor activity
Source: RefSeq, a predicted model, not a curated record